GGCAGUUCUUCAUCCCAAUCGAAAACAUGCCAUUCCGUGAUUUUAUUUCGUUUUAAUCAUCGGUAGAUACAAUAGUCCGUAACUGGACUUAAGGCAACACGACGGGGAGAGAUGCUGGUUUAGCAUUUCGCAACAUCCAGGACAUCUUUGAGUGUACAGAGAACAGCGCUAGUGGUCCAUGAAGCUUGGCUGUGCGAAGCAAAGAACAGGUCCCCCAGCACCAUGAAAGUUGGACUUUUCCUGUUCCUCUGUCCAGUCCUGCAUGUCAUGAAAGGUGUACUGGCCAGCCAGUGUUGGCAAGCAGCCACCUUCUCUGAGUCCAUCAUCUCCCCUGACCUGAAGAGCAGCAGCAUUCUGCGCGUGCCCAAGGCCGCCACGUUGGCACAGUGCGCGGGAGCCUGCUGCGAGCUGCCCGGCUGCGACCUGGCGUGGCUGUUCGAGCGCCGCUGCUACGUGCUGAGCUGCCGGCGGCAGGACGACUGCGCGCCCAAGCAGCGCCCCGGCGCCGACUCCUACCUGGCCUUCCUGCAGCGCCGCCCGCCGCCGCAGACGCUGGUGCUGCAGUCGCUGGUGCGCGCCGGGGCCGGAGCUGGAGCCGAGCCCUUCCCCGCCGGCGGCCGCUGGCACCAGCUGCCGGCGCGCCACCGCGCCCUCCAGGACUCGCUGAAGGACCUGGCACUGCUGCAGGGCGAGCGAGGCUUCGAGGGCCCCGAGCUGGAGUACCCGGACACCUACAGGGGGGUGGAGGAGGAGGAGUUGGACGGGGACGUGAAUGUGGAUGCGGACGCGGACGCGGACAGCUUAAAGGGAGGGCUGGUGGGGCUCCUGGACUGGCCGGACAUCCAGGGCUCGAGAGAGGCCCUGAACCUCUCCGACAUCGAAGACGGCAAGGAGGAGCCGCGGAGCACUCCGCCGGAUCCGCAAGGAAGCAGCAGCAGCAGCAGCAGUAGCCUCGUCCAGCCCAGCGCCUCCUCGGCGAUGAGCAAUGGAAGUGGGCCGUCUCCGAGUGACACACCGCCCACCCCGAGGCCCUCUGUGUCUGCUCCAGCAGACCUGAAUGUGAGCGUGAGUGAGGUUGAACAUCUACCCAACAUUUCCUCCACCAACACCGAGCCGACUGCCUUGUCGCAGAACUUCAGCGCAUAUCUGGCCCAGCUGUCGAGUCAAACGAGGACACCGUCUCCUACUCACAAUCUGCUAACUGCGCCCAGCACUACACCUCAGGCAAUGCUUGUGGACCCUGUAAGAGCCCUGCUGGUGUCAAUUGAAGCUCCUGUGGAGAUUACACUCCCUAUCAACACUGUGGAGCUGAUAGCCUCAGUCUCCCCAGCACCUCAAACAGAGAGCUCUCUCUCCUACCGAUGGAGCUGGGUUAGCUUGCCUGAAGGCCACACUGAGGAGAUGGAAGGGGAGUACAGCGAGCGUGUAAAGAUCAGUGGGCUCUCUGCAGGCCUGUACGCAGUGAAGGUGGCUGUGAGUGGAGAGCAUCUCUAUGGGGAGAGUGGGGUCAACAUCACAGUGCACUCAGAGGAAGUGAACAACUCUCCGAAAGCCAUUGUCCACCCACCAGCACAGGACCUGACCUUUCCAGUGGAUCUGGUCAUCAUCAAUGGCAGUGAGAGCACGGAUGAUGACGGGGACAUGGUCACCUACCACUGGGAGCAGGUGGCCGGCCCCUCGCUGGCUAACGGGAGCUCUGCAGAUACUCCCGUUCUCCUUCUGCACAACCUGGAGCCUGGACAGUACACCUUCAAGCUGACGGUGACAGACGCUCAGGGAUUGGCUGACAGUGCCACCGCCUCGGUAAGCGUGGCCAGUCAGCCACAGGACCGCCCCCCGGUGGCUAACGCAGGCCCCGACGAGGUCAUCACCUUGCCCCUGGACCACCUGGUCCUCCGGGGGAACCAGAGUAGCGACGACCAGCGAGUCACCAGCUACCUGUGGGUCCUCCACCCCAGCAGCCAGAGCAGAGUGGUCACCAUGCAGGGAGUCCAGGAGCCGUUCCUACUGCUCUCUGGGCUUCAGGAGGGCCGGUACACAUUCCAGCUGACCGUCACAGACUCCUCUGGACAGGAGGACUCCAGCACUGCCACUGUCACCGUACUGCCCGAGAACACUGCCCCGGUGGCAGUGGCGGGCCCUGACAGGCAGCUGAUCCUCCCUGCCAACAGUGUUACUCUGGACGGCAGCAGCAGCACAGAUGACCAGGGCAUUGCCAGCUUUCACUGGGACACUGUCAGUGGUCCGCCUGGAUCAAAAAUCCGGGAUGCAAACAAGGCAGUAACCACCGCAACAGGCCUUAGAGCAGGAAGCCACAAGUUCCUGCUUACUGUGAAAGACCAGCAGGGGGCGACAGACACCUCUGCCUUUACUGUCACUGUCAAAGAAGUCAGAAGUCUGCCCCUAGUGGCCCACGCCAGCGGCAGUCACACGCUGACCCUGCCCAACAACUCCCUGGUGCUGUGCGGCUCCGUGUCCAACGCUGGCCCAGUAAACGUCUCGUUCCUGUGGGUCAGAGAUGAGCAGAGCCCGGCCGCAGGGGACAUCCUGUACGGCUCCGACCGGAUGUCCUCUCUGUACCUGGCCAACCUGGUGGAGGGCACCUACCUGUUCCAGCUGCGUGUGAGCGACACCCUGGGAAGAUCCAGCACAGCCACCGCCACUGUGGAAGUGCGUUCCGACCCACGCGAGAGGGAGGAGGUGGAGCUUGAGCUGCAGGUGGGCGUGGCCCAGGUGAGCCAGCAGCAGCGGAACACGGUGCUCCGACAACUGGCGGCUCUGCUGCACGUGUUGGACGCUGACAUCGCCUUCAAAGGCCUGCACGGCCAAUCAGACAUCAGCACAGUGAUGAGGUUCUCAGUCCAAGGAUCAGAUGGAACAAUACCGGGACCUCAGCUUGCCAAGAUGCUGCGGAAUCAGCUACUGCGAGAAAAGACAGACUUCCUGCUCUUCAAAGUGCUCAGAGUCGACACCGUCAUGUGCCUGCUACACUGCUCUGGGAGAGGUCAGUGUGACCCCGUCUCUAAGGCAUGUGCCUGCGACCCCCUCUGGAUGGAGAACCCCUUCCAGCGCCUCCUGGAGGAUGGAGAGAGCAACUGCGAGUGGAACGUGCUCUAUGUGGUUCUGUCCUUGUUUCUGGGUUCCGUCCUCAUCCUCUCGGUCAGCUGGACCUGCUUCUGCUGCUGUAAAAGGAGCAGACGCACUAAAGUGAGGAAGAAAACGAAGUACACCAUUCUGGACAACAUGGACGAACAGGAGAGGAUGGAGCUGAGGCCAAAAUACCACAUCAAACACAGGAGCACAGAGCACAACUCCAGCCUGAUGAUGUCCGAGUCGGAGUUCGACAGCGAGCAGGACACCAUCUUCAGCCAUGAGAGGUCUGACCGGCCGCGGAACCGCUCCAAUGGUGCCACCAGGAAUGGGGAUGCGUUCAGCUUCCGGCCAGUGGAUGGCUGAGCGCUGGCCAGCUGCCCUGUUGCUCCACAAAUCGCGCACAAAGAACUAGAGGAUAACACCACUUGGGCCACCUCAGACUACCCAGUAGACAGGCUCACACAGCCUGUGAAUGUAUGGACUUCACCUGCUGAAGACUAUGAAAGGGACAGACUGGUGAAUGUAAAUAGGAUGGCCCCUUGUGCAUAGGACAUUGACUGCUAACUUGAUAUGCUACAAACUCUUUGUCUAUUGUGAAUUGCAUAUUUACUUCUUGAUUUGAGGGCUGAGAUGUUUCUUUACAAUCAUUAUAGUUGAUUAACUUUGUCAAAUGUGCAGUCAGUGAUCUGCACAAUGCAAACAAAAUAAGAAAUGCAAUGUCUCUCAUGGAAAAUGAUAUGAAGUUCUCGAUUUAUUUUAAGCACUUUAAAAUUACCAAAUCCUGUGAAUCACUGUUGCAGCUCUCUUGGGACCCCCUUUAACUCUGUACCUCUAAUAUGAUGAUAAUAUUUCUUUGUCGAUCUGUAUUAGUCACGAGUUAUGCUGCAAGCCCUCACUAUGUCAAGUGGUUUCCACAGCAUAGUUGAGGUUGGUAUACUAUGUACUUCAGGAAAAGUAAGAAUUAAAAAGUUCUGUGCAGCAACGCCAUGCUGAUCUCAUAAGGACUUAAGCAUGUCUCCUCGUUAACAUGAAACUACAUUGACCAAUAAAACAUGCUUACAAGUUUCAAAGGCAAAAGGAAAAAGUAUUGCAUCCGUUUUUAGUCAUACCCAGGUAUUGAUUUAACUUGUAUGCCUGUGUUUAUGCACUGUCUUAAGUUUGAUCAUUUUUAUUUUGGAUGCUGUUCCAAAUAAAAGCUAUAACUGCU
This is a messenger RNA of Sardina pilchardus (European sardine), 4300 nucleotides long. Its product is annotated as KIAA0319 ortholog. The record is from RefSeq and is a predicted model, not a curated record. Gene Ontology annotation, biological process: neuron migration. Gene Ontology annotation, cellular component: plasma membrane; cytoplasmic vesicle. NCBI's taxonomy places the organism in Eukaryota, Metazoa, Chordata, Actinopteri, Clupeiformes, Clupeidae. The transcript is spliced from 21 exons. Bases 223 to 3456 code for a protein of 1077 amino acids.